CUCCCCUUUUUUCAAUUCAUAUCCUUCAUCCACUACACAUGUACUAACCAACACCCCCAGCUCGUCGGCAUAGAAAUCUUCAUCCUCUUUUUCCGACGUUCCAUGCUUCUCGGCUGGCGCAACCUCCUCGCCCACCUCUUCCACCUCGCUCGCACCGGCCGCCCGCCAACUCCCGCACUCACCUCCCUCGAGAACCCAGACCAAUACAUCCCCACACUGAAGCCCGUACUCACGACCUCGGCUGCCAGCGCAGACACUCCAUCUUCCACAAGCUACCGCAACGAUACCACAGAACUCGACAACAUCUCCGAGACCUUGGGCACCGCGGGGACAUAUCAUCAUCGUCCGGGGCACGAGCGCACGACGUCCGACACGGGAUUACUAGCGCCGCAAACACAGCAAUUUCGCUCUGUCUGGGAGAACUCGUCGGCGGAGACUUCGAGGGCGAAUACACCAGGACCGCCUUUCGUGCCGCAGCGCAAUGCCCCGUCACCGCCGACACGGACGUAUUCCCCGGCCUCGGCGAUGAAGAUUCAGGGUUCAUCGUUUCUGGCACGGACGCGGAGUAGACCGUUAUCUGGAUCUCUGGGCUUGAGGAGUGAGAGGCAGAUAGGUGGAGAUGUGAAGCGCCGAGGGACGGGGUCGUCGGAUGUUAGGGGUACGAUAUCGACGCCGGUGCCGGGGUCGUUUGUACAUGUUGAUGGGGCUCCGGUUUUUCGGACCCAGCCGUGGAGUGCGACGCAUGCUGUUAUGAGGGAAGGGAGAGAGGCAGACGAGGAGUGGCUGGAUGAGGAUAGUUGGGAUGGGGGCAAGGAGGUGUGAGGCUGUGAGAUGAUGGAACUAGGGAGAGAAAUGGGGUCUGGUUUGAUGUUCGGUGUCUAUAGACUUUUGGACGGCGAGGUACGCACGUGCUUUUGUUUGCAGCUGUAUAUGCUUGAUUCUUGUCAAUAAGUUGGGAUAGAUGCACUCUUGAUUUGGACUUGGACAAGAGAUGUG
Molecule: messenger RNA, 996 nt
Organism: Westerdykella ornata
Lineage: Eukaryota; Fungi; Ascomycota; Dothideomycetes; Pleosporales; Sporormiaceae
Exons: 1
Coding region: 103-822 (239 amino acids)
Source: RefSeq, a predicted model, not a curated record